UCCGCACUCCACCCACGGUCACUCUGUUUUUCGCGUCUCAUCCGCGGCUGAAUGUCUGCACAUUUCACAGAAAACUAAGCAUAUUUUGUACAUUUCGCACCGCUCCACUUAAAUUUCACCACUGCUUGACAAGGAAUAAGGUGCGAAUAUGGAUCUCAGCGGUCCACAAACUCUGGACCAAAUACUUCAGCCCGACGAGUUGAAACUCGUGCCGGAUGACGUCCAGAAGAAAUUGUCGGCGUACAUAAAGAAUUUCUCGGAUGAGUACUGCAAGGAGCGGGCGGCCGCCAACCGCCUGGCCGAAGCUGAGCAAAAAAGCGAAGAUCUGGAGAACAAGAUGGAGGACUACCUGGUCAAGUUCAACAACUUUGAGCUGAAUGUCAAUGAGUUGCGCACCCAGCUGGACCAAGUGUCCGCGGAACGGUCCCAUCUCGUUGAGACGGUCAAGGGCUGGGAGCAGAACGUGGCCCAGUUGCGUAAGGAAAAGAUCGCGGCCGUCGAGGAGCUCGAUGUGCAGAAUAAGGUCAUCGAGCACAAGCAGGCUGAGGUGGAGCGCCUGAAGCUGGACGUCGAGACCUUCAAGCAGCAGCUGGGAGCGGCCAUCGCCGCCAAAUGCGAGAUCAUUGCCCGCGUGGACGAGAUCCAGAGCAAGGAGGCGGCCCUCGAAUACAGGGAGAGCCGCAUGGAGACCGAACGCAAAAUGCUGCAGCAGGAGAAUCAUUUGCUCAACGCCGAUCUGAACCGGAAAAGCUCCGAGCUGCAGAACAUCCGGCGGGAGCACUCGCUGCAAACCAUGCACCUAGAGUCGCGCCUCAAGGACACCACCGACGCCCUGGAUCUGGUGCAGAGACAAUAUGCACAGGCGAGCACUACCAUUGAGGAAAUGAACCGCAAGCUGGAGGCCCAACACGAUGUCACCUACAAGCAGAACCAGGCCACGGAGGAGUACGUGGAGAUGCUGAAGAAGGAGCUCGAUGCCAAGGAGAAGCUGUUCCAUAUCUUCAAGACCACUGAGGCCGAUCACUUGAACCAGCGGGAGGAGCUGCUCCAAGGCAUCGCCGAUGUAAAGCGAAUGCUGUUCGAGUCCGGUGAGCUGAACGAAAAACUAGAGGAGGAAAUGGCGGCCCUUAAGCAAACACACGUCACCGAAUUGGAAGAGAAAAACAAGCGGAUCGAGGAUCUGCAGCGGCAGCUCGUUUGCGCCAACGAUUUGCUGAAGGAGGCCCAGGAGAGCACCCUGGAGAGCGCCAUCUGCAAGCUGGCACCCACUGCGGCGGUGGCCAGUCGCCUCAUGCGCACCGAUCUCUCGCUCACCGAGCUCUACUCCAUGUACGCCAAGAACUGCGAGGAGCUGGAGUUGCGGAACCGCGAGAACGAGCAGUUGCGGCUGCAGGUCAAGUCCAUUAUUGACGAGCUCAACGAGAAUGCUCCCCAGUUUGAGAAACAGAACUCCGAAUUGCAGAAGCUGAAAAAUUACCACAUCCAGCUGCUGCAGGAGCACGAUGAGUUGGCCGACAAGAAGAUCUCCUUGGAGCACGAGCUGGAACGAACCGUCUGCAACCUGACUCACUGCCAGAAGGAGAACAAGAAGCUUAAGCAGACGCACAGCGACCUCAGUCGCCAGGUGUGCAUGCUGCUGGACGAGCUCAACUGCUUGAGGGCCGGAGUAGCCAGCGUCCGCAGGAAGCCGCUAUCUGAGCCAACCUCCAGCGAUGGUGUCAUCGACACCCUGGUCACUUUCGCUUCCAUACAGGAAUUGGUCGACAGAAACACCCAACUGCUGGCUGUAUCCCGCGACCUUGCCGAAGCGUUGGAGGCCAAUGAAAAGCAUAACGACAAGAUCGUGCUGGAGCAGUCCGAGAAACAGGUGAAGAAGCUGAACGAACGAUUUGCCGAAAUGGAGGAGAUCGUUGCCCAGAAGAACAACACCAUAACCACAUUGCUCUCCAAGUGUGAUCGCUACAAAAAGUUCUACUUCGCGGCCCAGAAGAAGCUGGGCCAAAAGACUGUCGACCUGGACGAUCCCAAUCUGCAGCUCAACGAAUCUGUGCUGGACACUUCAACGGUGUCAAACGCCCAGGUGGAGGAGAAAAACGCGCUGGAGCUAAGAGUGCGCCAGCUGGAGCAGCAGCUGGAGGAGGAGGUCAAGAAGUAUGCCGCCCUCAAGGAGAACUACGACUACUACACCAGCGAGAAGCGCAAGAACGACGCCCUUGCCCAGGAGCAGUUCGACGCCAUGCGCAAGGAGCUCCGAGAGCUGACCAGCAGCAACUGCAAGAUGAUGAAUGCCUCUGAAUUCCAGAAGGAGCAGAUCAAAAUGCUGCACACCAACAUUGAAACCUACAAGCAGCAGGUGAGCACUCUGGAGGAGCGCACGAAGUGCUACGAGAAGACCAUAGUCAAGCACGAGCAAACCGUGCUCAUGCUCAAGGACGAGGUGAUGGACGCCCACCGCAAGCAGGCAGCUGCCGAUUCGGAGGCCCACAGCCUGCGCCAGGAGAGCCGCAUCCUCAAGGACACCGCCGCCCGCCUGCAGAUCGAGAAGGAGACCUACCACCGCGAACAGCAGAGUCAGUCGCUGCUCCUGAACAGCCUGGAGUUCAUAAAGACCAACCUGGAACGAUCCGAAAUGGAGGGACGCCAGCGCUUGGAGCAGCGUUUGGACGACACGGUGCGCGAGCUCGCAGCCCAGCGUCGCCACUUCCAGGAGGAGGAGGACAAGUUCCGCGAGUCCAUCAACGAGUUCAAGCGACAGGCGGAGACGGCCACCAAGCUGAAAGAGGAGGAGAGGCAGCAGGCCGAGAAGUGGCAGGCGGAGCUGGCGGCCGUCCGCGAAGAGCUGGCCAAGAAGGUCACCCAGGUCAAUGAGCUAAGCAAAAAGCUACAGGACAGCCUCACGCCCUCCAUCAACGAUAAUCCCAUCUCGGCGGCCAACAAGCGAGCCCGCGAAUUCGAGCUCAAACUGGAACAGGCCCUCGUGGAGAUCGCAUCGCUCACCAAGGAGCUGGCCAAUGCCCGCGAGCAUGGCGAGCAGUUCUACAAGAUGUCGCAGAGUGCCGAGAGUGAGAUCAAGCGGCUGCACGACAUGCACAGCGAACUGGUGGCCAAGCAGGAGGAGCAGAUCAAGGCGCUGCAAAGUUCCGAGGCGGAGCUGAAGACGCGCAUCGCCGACCUGGAGGCGGAGGCCAUGCUGACCAAUGUCACCGAGCAGAGCAAGACUGUCAACCAGUCCGGCCAGCUGAAGAUGGCCCAGGAGGAGCUGAAGAGUGUGCUGGAAAAGCUGACGGAGGCCAAUCGCACCAUCCGCACGCUGCGUGCCGAGAACACCACUCUGGCCGAGUCCCUGAGUGCCGUCGAGGUGAAGUACGCCAACGGCAUGGUGCAGCACUCGGCGGACAUCCAGGAGCUGACCCGGUUCAAGGCGGAGUUCUACAAGGUCAACGACGAGCUGAAUCAGUUGAAGUCGGGUCGCGCAUCCCUGCAGGCCGCCUACGACGAGCUGCUGCGCUCCAAUGCCGAGGCCCAGAAGCUGCUGGACAAGGAGAAGGAGCAGUCGGAGCAGCGCGUGGCCGACUUGCAUGCCCUCAAUGCCAGUCUGCAUGAUCAGAUCGAAGCGCUGGCCACCAAGCUGACUGUCCUGGCCAGUCAAGUGCAAAACCCGAACGCUUCCCUCAAUGAAUCUAGCGUGGAUGCGGACCAGAGCCUGAAUUCCUCUGGACUGGCCGGCGGCGAGGAGGGCAGGAACAACGAGCAGCUGCUGAAGAUCAUCAAGUUCGUGCGCAAGGAGAAGGAUCUGUUCGCCGCCAAGCUGGACAUCCUGAAGGCGGAGAACGCACGUCUCGUGUCGGAGCACACGCUGCAGCAGAAGAAGCUGGACGAGCUGAAUGGCUUUCUGAACCAGGAGCGCGCCAAGAAUCAGACCAACAUGUUUUCAACCCACAAGCACGAGGAGGUGCUGCGCAAGAUCGAGACACUGGACGCUAUCACCGACAGCAAUCGCAUCCUGCGCGAGGAGCGCAAUGCCUUGAGCCUGACCGUCGCCGAACUGACCAACCGCAUCAAGAGUGUGGAGAAGGAGCUGUUCCCGUUGCAGUGCAGCAACAAGGAGCUGUCCUCGAAGGUCGAGGAGAUCAAUGGGGAGAACAACACGCUGCGCACCGAGGCCAUCAAGUGGCGGCAGCGGGCCAAUGCGCUGGUGGAGAAGAGCAACCGCAACCCGGAGGAGUUCAAGCGACUGCAGGCCGAGCGCGAGCACCUGGCCAAGCUGCUCACGGCCGAGAAGGAGCUGAGCAAGAAGCAGGCGGAUGAGCUGGCCCUGCUCAAGCAGCGCCUGGACACGGAGAUUCCGUCGCUGAACAAGCACUUGCAGUUGCUGGACGAGGCGCGCAAGAAGCAGGCGGACGAGUCCACCAAUCUCAAGCAGAGCAACACGCGCCACACGCAGGACAUCAUGGAGCUGAAGAACCGCCUGCUCCAGAAGGAGGAGGAGCUGCUGAAGGCCAACGAGGAGCUGGAGACGAAGGACAAGGCCAUGGCGGACAAGGACACCAAGGAGCUGCAGCUGCGCAAGCUGGCCAAGCGCUACAAGGACUACUACAUGGGACUGCAGGCCCAAACCGGCGGAGCCGAGACCAUCGCCGAGCUGGAGAAGGUUCGCGCCGAGUUGGAGGAGGUCAAUGGCCAACUGAGAGCACUGAAGGAAGAGCAGGAAAAGCUGGCCAAGGAAAACGAGGAGCUGAAGAAACGCCCUGAGCCCGAAACGGAUGUCACCGCCGUGCGCCAGGAGUACAAGGCCAAGCUGGACAAACUGGUGGUCGAUCUGACCGUGGCUCGUACCGACUUGGCCAACCAGGAGACCACCUUUGCCGGCACCAAGUCCUCCUACGACGAGACCAUCGCCCGCCUGGAAAAGGAGCUGCAGGACCAUAUAGCCGCCAACAAGGACAUCAACCAGCGGCUCACCCGGGAAAACGAAUCGCUGCACAUGAGAAUCAACCAGCUGACGCGCCAGCUGGGCUCGCAGCAGUCCACCAAGCCGUCGACCAGCUCCGUGGCCGAGAAGGGCAACAUCUCGGAGAGCUCGCCGCGCACGGCCAACGUGAAGCCCAUGUCCGGCUCGGCCACGGUGCAGCAGUCGGCCACCGUGACUCCGUGGCGCGGCGGCGAGACCCCGUUGGCCAGCAUCCGCCCGAUUUCGGUGCAGAACAGUCGCACGGCCGCCAUUCUGCCCACCAGCCAGCAGCCGCCGGCUGGCUCCAGUGCGUCCACCUCCUCGUCGUCAUCUUCUUCGUCCACGUCCACCACCUCGGCUGCGGCCAGCGGCGGCAGCUCGGCGGUGGCCCAGACCGCUCUGGUGCCGCCCCAGCAGCAGGUUCACACCACUGGAAGUGGUGCCCUGGAGUCGAUGGCCUCCUCUUCGCCCACAUCCUCGCACACCGAUUACAUGCCAUCGACCAGCUCGGCCUCGGUGGCCGUGGCUGCCAUUCCGCCGAUGGGCGCCACAUCCGCGGCCGAAAGUUCCCAGGAGGCGGAGAGCAUCCAGCAUCCGCAGCAAAACGAUUCGCAGUUGUUCGUGGGCGGAGCCCAGCAGCAAGUGGUGGCCCUGGUUUCGCCGCGCGUCGAGGGAUCCUCGUCGUCGUCCAGCUCCACGUCGGCGCCGAAUGCCACUGCGCCGAGUGUCCAGGAUGGCGGCAGCCAGAGCCAAUUGCCCAGCACUUCGGGCAGCAGCAGCAGCUCCUCCACGGUGGUGAGCAGCCACAGCAGGCACACCCCGUCCAGCAGCAAUGUGACGACCACCCAGGCCGGCUGCUCGUCGCAGGGCAUCAAGCGACCACGCGACGUCGAGGGUGACUCCUCCACCACCAACGAGGAGGGCGGGCCCGAGAAGAUGGCCAAGAUGACGAAGCGCCUUCGUGGCGGCCCAAUGCACAGUGGCGAACUGUCGGCCGGGCACAUUGGCGACUCCGGCAUGGAUGUCGACCAGAUGCCCACCUCUUCGCAGCGCGACCAGGAGGAUGACAUUCAGGUGGUGGACUCGGACGACGAGGAGGACGUGCUGGCCGACGCGGACGAUGGUCCCAUCGACGGCGGCGAGGCCGAACAGGAGGGCUACGAGGAUUCCUACGAGCAGGACAACGAGAUGGACGACAACGAGGGUGCCGACGACGACAACGACAUAGCUGUGGAUGCCCAGGACAACAACGAGGUGGACAUCGAGGAGGUACCGGAGCAGCACAUGCAGGCGCAGGAGGAGAGCCAAUCGCUGGACAGUCAGGCCGUGGCCACCGCCUCCGCUUCCGCGCAGGAGAACAACCAGAGCCAGGCCAUCACCAGUGGCAGUGGCGAGUCCUCGAAUCCGGUGACUCUGCCGCAGGCUGAGGUCUCCAACUGGAAACAGGCAGCUGCAUCCACAUCCUCGGCAGCGGCCAGACGCAACGAAAGCUCCGUGGAGAUUGUUAGCUCACCGCAGGUGUCGAACUUCAGUGAGCAGCCAGCCGCCCGCUUGGAGAGCGCCGAAGUGGAUGGCACCGCCGAGGUGGCCGAGGGAGCUCCCCACGACAGCGCAGGGCCCAGCAAUGAGGGAGCCGCUACUGCCAGUUCGCCACAAAAACAGGGCGAGGCAGGCGAGAGCAGCGGCAGCGGCGAUGCCAACAAAACAGCCGAUGAGGGUGAGCUCGCUGGAGGAGCGGAGAACGCCAGCGAGGCGGACGAGGCCUUCGCCGAGGAGACACUGGCCGCUGGCCAAGGAGAAGACUCCCAGCCACUGGGCAACGAUAAUCCAAAUGUGGGCACCAGCCAGUCGGAGGUGUCCCAUAACCAGGCCAAUCUCGCCGAGGGCAACCCCACCGAGGACAGCGAGGGCGCCGAUGGCGUCUCGUCCGAGGGUGAGAAGCAGGCGGUGGGUGUUGAGGAGGAGGGUCGCGAGGCGGAGGCCACGUCGCCGUCGGAGAACACCAGAUUUCGCACGCUACGCAGUGCGGUGCCCACGCGACGCGGAGGUCGCAUCAUAGUGCGCGGCGGCAGUCCCAACAACCAGAACCGGCCGCAGCGGAUCGUCUGGCAGCGGGAGACGUCGCCGGGCAACAUGCAGCGGGAGCAGGGUAACAUGCCGCCCAACAGUAAUCGGUUCGCCCAGCGUGCCCGCAGCCGACGGCCCAUCCGUCGUCCGGCGCCGAACAACUUCAACAGCGGCGGACGAUUCCCCUAGGACGAGGAGUUCGGCUGCCCCGCAGACGAAAGUGAAAGUCUGCUGUAGGCUGACUAUAAUCAAUGCGCUUACUGGGCUAGAUAUAAGUCUCCUCGCAUUUAACUAUUAUUAUUAUUAUUAUUCUAAAUUAAUGCUCUUACAUUUACAUUUACAUUUACAACUCAACAUUCUCCCGUUUGCAAGUCUUGAUACUUUGCUGCUGUCAAGACGCAAAGAGCUUCGGCUCUUGUACAUUCAUUUAGCUGAAUAAAUAUUAAUGUAACUGAGAA
Molecule: messenger RNA, 7476 nt
Organism: Drosophila elegans
Lineage: Eukaryota; Metazoa; Arthropoda; Insecta; Diptera; Drosophilidae
Gene: Mgtor
Product: nucleoprotein TPR
Exons: 5
Coding region: 149-7207 (2352 amino acids)
Biological process (GO): protein import into nucleus; mRNA export from nucleus
Cellular component (GO): nuclear pore
Molecular function (GO): structural constituent of nuclear pore
Source: RefSeq, a predicted model, not a curated record